UCAGUCGCAAUACACUGAGAAGUACUAUGCUUCACAAAAUCUAUAAAGACUCUGUCGAUGGAGAUGAAGCUCCUCAUAAUCAUCCCUUCGAGUUGAUCAUUCAGCAGAUAUGCCUGACGUAGACACCUUCGCUGUUCCGUUGUCUGCAGAUGCUAUCUCCUCCGCGUGGCUUGCUGUAUUGAUUUCUGACCUUUCCAACCCCAGUUUUACUCUCGAGCGCUCGUUUACAAACGAUAGCUAUUGGCGUGAUCUGUUGGCAUUCACUCCUGAUUUUUGCACCUUGCACGCACUUCCAAAAAUCCAGCAUUUUUUCUCAGUUCCCGUUGCCCGUGCGCAGCCAAGUCAGUUCCGACUCCUGCCAGGUGUUCGUCAUCGGCGUAUGGGUCCUACAAAAAUGUUCAUCCAGGGAAUUAUUCAAUUCCAUACGGUCAUGGCGCAGUGCACUGGCGUCUUCACUCUGACUCAAAGCGAAGACUCUUCAUGGAAGGCUUGGUCCUUUGUAACCAUGAUGGAUCGGUUGUCUGGCGUGGUCGAUCGCUUUAGUAUGGAUAUGCCUCUCUGUCACGACCGUCCUGCUGAGUGGAAAACCAUAAUGGAGUACACAGCAGUCGUGGUGGGUGCAGGUCAGUGCGGCUUAGCCGUGGCCGCCCGUUUGGAGAAUCUCGGCAUCUCUACACUCGUCUUGGAGAGAUCUGGCGUAAUUGGUAAUAGUUGGCGUUCUCGAUACGAAUCACUGGAGACGAAUACUCCCAAAGCGUACAAUCAUCUUCCCUUUGUCAAAUUCCCAGAGGGAUGCGGAAAAUAUAUCCCCUGUAGAGACGUUGCUGACUAUCUUGAAAAUUACCAAAAGACUCUUGGUCUUCACGUGUUGACCUUGGCGCGCAUCUCUUCUACUUCAUACGACGCUUCGUCAAGUACCUGGACAUUAUCUAUCUCUCUUCCAGGGAAAUCCUCUAUUACGGUCACAGCCCGGCACCUGAUUGGCGCAACAGGCAUUGGUACAACGGGAGGUGCACUCCCGUUUGUGCCUUCGAUUCCAGAAAAAAGCUCUUUUUUCGGUUCUAUUAUCCAUUCAAGCGAGUACAAGUUCUCCUCGUGUGUCGGCGCGCGGAAAGUUGUCGUUGUCGGUGCAGGAUGCUCUGCGCACGAUAUCGCUCAGGACAUGGCGAAUCAUGGGUCUCAGACAGUGCUUGUCCAGCGUUCCCCGACUGCCGUUGUGAGUCGCCAGACGAUCAACCGUCUGCUUACCGGAUAUGUCGGGCAGGACAUUCCUCAGACAGAGAUUGCCGACCGCUUUUAUGUCGCUCUUCCCUUGUCAACUCUACAAAAUUCCCAGUACGACGUCAUGGAGGCACAUGCCCAUAUCGACCAGGACCUCAGGGAGAACUUGUCUCGGCAUGGAUAUCUCCUUCCCGGCCCUGAGGACAACUUCUUGCACCGUCUCUCCGUUCGACGAGGUGGCUUUUACAUCGACCGGGGUUGUGCAAAGCUUAUCACGUCUGGCAAGAUUACCGUCAAGUCCGGCCAUGAGAUUUCCCACUUCUCCCCUUCCGGGUUGGUCUUCGACGAUGGUUCGCGAGUGGCGGCCGACCUUGUCAUCUUCGCCACUGGGUACUCGAAAACUACAAUCAAAGAAGUCACCGAGAGGAUUUUUGGGCCUCAGGUUGCUGAUGCCGUCCAUGACAUUCGAGGAUGGGAUAGUAACAAUGAACUCGCAGGUAUCUGGAGGCCAACUGGACACGAUGGACUUUGGUUUGCAGAGGGCGAUCUCUUUUCUGCACGGUUCUACUCCCAAUUCCUUGCAUUACAGAUCAAGGCGAGGGAGAUGGGAUUGCUAAGUCCAGACCAGAAAACUUACAUUUCAUGCUGAUUCCUGCAAUCAGCUUCUGAGUUACUCUAAACAUUUUGUAUACGAUGUGUACUUAGCUCCUACCAACAACCUGCGAAUAGUAUUAUUUAUAUACAGCAUAAAAUGCCUAUACCACAAUCAUGAGAGGUCAAUAUUCAACGGUUGACAUCUCGAUGACUUCAAGCUGGUCUAUUCUUAGAUCCCCGGGCUGAAUGAAAUUAGUAU
This is a messenger RNA of Suillus bovinus, 2074 nucleotides long. Its product is annotated as putative dimethylaniline monooxygenase (N-oxide-forming). Lineage: Eukaryota; Fungi; Basidiomycota; Agaricomycetes; Boletales; Suillaceae. Gene Ontology annotation, molecular function: flavin adenine dinucleotide binding; N,N-dimethylaniline monooxygenase activity; NADP binding. The record is from RefSeq and is a predicted model, not a curated record. The transcript is spliced from 10 exons. The coding region runs from base 110 to 1870 and encodes 586 amino acids.